Messenger RNA from Pyricularia grisea, 1755 nucleotides. RefSeq lists its product as uncharacterized. Gene Ontology annotation, molecular function: flavin adenine dinucleotide binding; oxidoreductase activity. The transcript has 6 exons. Lineage: Eukaryota; Fungi; Ascomycota; Sordariomycetes; Magnaporthales; Pyriculariaceae. The record is from RefSeq and is a predicted model, not a curated record. The coding region runs from base 1 to 1755 and encodes 584 amino acids.
AUGUCUCAUGGUGGCUGCGGUCGACACUUCUGGCAAGUCACUUCAGCCGAAUACGUCGAGCUGCUGAAGUGGACGCUCCCUGUCAAUAUCUUUUACAUGCUAUCCGCCGACCUCGCCAAGCUCUCCCUUCUCGUUCUCUACCUCAAUUUCUCCCCGGACCGCACCUACCUGACUACACUCUACGUCUUGAUUAUAGCUUUUGCCCUGUGCGCCAUCAUUUACGCUGGCGUCAGCAUCUUUGGUAGCCAACCGUUCCAUGCACACUGGGACCUCGAGACAAUGUCGACGGCAAACUGCGUGGACAAACCCAUGUUUUUCCUCGCGGCCAGUAUUGCGAAUGUGGUCGUGGAUGUAGUCAUCUUGCCGGUGCCCUUGAGGAUUCUCCUGCUUUUGCAGAUCGCUAGAAGGCAAAAGAUGUCCCUUCUGCUCUUGUUUGCAACAGGCGGCGCCUACUGCUGCCACCUCACGAUCCAGCUCUUCAACAGCAACGACUACAUCCACGGACUCUCCAACGAACUCUGGUGGAUGUACGCCGAGCUGGCCGGCUGCAUUAUCUGCGCGUCUACGAGUACCACCCGGGCAUUUUUCACGCGCUACAUGUCCUGCUUCUUGGAGACUCUGAGUAGCACCCUGCGGCCCUCCAAGGAUGAUGCGGACACGGCGGGCAUGGAGCUCGAGGCGGAGAGGCGGAAACAAGCGAGGGUGCAGCUGGGUCGGCACGAAGCUAUCCAGCUCGAGUCGGACAAGGAUGAUCAUUCCGUCGUCGUGCCUAGUCCACGCCAUUGUAUUCCAAAGGUCGCCCGUGAUGGAAACAUCGGAAUUGGAGGCUUCCUCACUGGCGGUGGCAAGUCUUUCCACACUGCCAAGUACGGUUUCGGCUGUGGCAAUAUCAUCAACGCCGAGGUCGUUCUCGCCGUCGGCCGCAUCGUCAACGUUAACAAGGACGGGAAUGUGGACCUGUUCAAGGCCCUGAAGGGAGGCUGGGGUAAAUUUGGUAUUGUGACCCGCUUUGAUCUCUUCACCUUCCCCAGCUUGCCCAUUUGGGGAGGUGCCAGGUUCGUUGCAGUCCCUCAGAUCGCUGCUGUUGCCGACUCCAUGGUCAACUUCACCACCAGCUACUCCAAGCACCACGACCCAGUCAUUUCUCAGUUCAUGGUUGAUACUGAUGGCGUCGAGAGAAGUCCCGCCUUUGCUGCGGCCCUAAAUAUCACCGGGAUAACCAGCAUCCUCUCCUCAAACACUUUGGGCAAGCUUGUCGAUACUUAUGUGCUUCCACCCGGCAAAUACAAUGUCUGGUACACCCCGACCUUUGCCAACGAUGCCCGCAUCAUCAACAAAGCCGCCGAUCUCAACGCAACCUUCGUCUCCGACCUGAUCAAGGUCGUUCCCGCGGACCAGCUCGGCACCGAAAUGCUCUUCCAGCCCAUGCCCAAGGGCGGCAACAUCAUGGGCAUGGGCCGCGUCGACGGCGGCUCGCUCCCAUGGCUACUCGCCUGCACCGUCGAGACCGCCGAGCAGGAAAAGUUUCUACACGAGAUCUCGGCCAAGUUCAAGGACGGGAUUGCCGCCUAUGCCAAUUCCAUGCGCAGCCUGCGAGAGUGGCAGUACAUCAACUACGUUGACCCCACCCAGGGCCCCGUCGACAGCUACGGACCGGCCAACGUCGCUUUCCUCAAGCUGGUCUCGUCCCAGUACGACCCGACUGGCUUCUUCCAGAAGCAACAAGGAGGUUGUAUCAUGCUGCUCCAGGCUUGA